Molecule: messenger RNA, 621 nt
Organism: Passer domesticus (house sparrow)
Lineage: Eukaryota; Metazoa; Chordata; Aves; Passeriformes; Passeridae
Product: zinc finger protein 570-like
Exons: 2
Coding region: 1-621 (206 amino acids)
Biological process (GO): regulation of transcription by RNA polymerase II
Molecular function (GO): RNA polymerase II cis-regulatory region sequence-specific DNA binding; DNA-binding transcription factor activity
Source: RefSeq, a predicted model, not a curated record
AUGGUGGCAGCACUGCUGUCCACAUCAGCCACGCUUCAUGAUGGGGAUAAGCCCCACAAGUUCUUGGAGUGUGGGAAGAGGAUCAGGCAGAGCAGCACCCUGAUCCGCCACCAGAGGAUCCACACCGGGGAAUGGCCGCACAAAUGUGGGGAGUGUGGGAAGGGGUUCAGCUGCAGAUUCACCCUUGUCACCCACCAAUGCAUCCACACUGGGGAGAGGCCCUAUGAGUGUCCUGAGUGCCAGAAGAGGUUUCAGAGCAGCUCCAGUCUCCUCCUGCACCAGCGGAUUCACUCAGAGGAGAGGUCCUUCUGCUGCCCUAAUAGCGGGAAGGGCUUCAAGUGCAACUCCCACCUCGUCAGGCACCAGCUCAUCCACUCCAGGGAGAGGCCCUGCGAGUGCCCCACAUGUGGGAAGAGGUUUCAGGCCACCUCCAAUCUCCGCCUGCAUGUACGGAUUCACACACAUGAGAGGCCCUUCCACUGCCCUGACUGCAGGAAGAGCUUCAAGCUGAACGUUACCCUUGUCAGGCACCAGUGCAUCCACACCGGGGAGAGGCCCUACGAGUACCCCACAUGUGGGAAGAGCUUCACCCAGAGCUCUGACUUGACCAGCCAGGAGUGA